Chrysemys picta bellii (western painted turtle) is the source of this 4254-nucleotide messenger RNA. Its product is annotated as calcium release-activated calcium channel protein 1. Gene Ontology annotation, cellular component: membrane. Lineage: Eukaryota; Metazoa; Chordata; Testudines; Emydidae. The record is from RefSeq and is a predicted model, not a curated record. Gene Ontology annotation, molecular function: store-operated calcium channel activity. Gene Ontology annotation, biological process: store-operated calcium entry.
GAUUUAGGAAGGCUUGAUUUACAAUGUAUUCUGCUGAAUAUACAAUACUGCUGUCUGUGUACCUUUGAAGGUUUCUGUAAGAGAUUAUUUGUGUGAAUGAGGAAUGCAUGCAUCAGGAAAAGAUGAGGUGUGAAAGCCACCACAGAUGUCCUGAUGGUCAAGAAAAAGUGAGAGACUUGAAAAAACCAGGAGACAAUCAGAAAACAUCCAUUGUAUCCGAUGCUAAACAUGUUAGCAGCAUUGACGACCUCAGAGGUGAGGCAGGCACCCCCCAAGGCAAGACAACAAAUAAGAGAUAACGAUGGGAAGCCCGACAACAACCAUCAAAUGAUAACACCACUUAAGGACUAAUGGUUACAGGAUGACAUUGCAAAAUGCAUGGACUCAAAUGGGAAUUUACAACUAUAAAGCUGGAGUGUUUUGCCAAUUCAGAAUGCCAUGACUUUAAUUCUUGCGAUUGGAACACGAAAGUAUGGAUAAAUGAUUGUGCUUUGCUUUCAGCCCACUUGACUAUGGCCAUCUGGUAUUAAAACAGCCUGGAAAUUGGACCAUGGAUCUAGAAAGAUGAUUCAAAUGAAGAAAUAACAAUGAGUCUUGUGUUCUUUUCUCAUAUCUUUAUCAGCAGCCUUUUCUCAUUCUUCACUGUCGUCAAGCAUUGCCUGGGCCUCUUCUAAAAACAUCUGGAUUGGCCAGUUCAAUGUGGCUAUGGUGGAGGUUCAGCUAGAGCCAACACAUGUCUACCCUCCAGGUCUCUUGAUAGCUUUCAGUGCCUGUACUACUGUGCUUGUUGCUGUUCACCUCUUUGCUCUCAUGAUAAGUACCUGCAUUCUUCCAAAUAUAGAGGCUGUUAGUAAUGUGCACAAUCUCAACUCUGUAAAGGAGUCUCCGCAUGAGCGUAUGCACCGGCACAUUGAGCUCGCCUGGGCAUUUUCCACUGUCAUUGGGACUUUGCUCUUCCUUGCAGAGGUGGUGCUGCUCUGUUGGGUGAAAUUUCUUCCACUGAAGAGGCAUCCUCUUGUUUCAGCCAAUGACAACAAUUCUACUAUCACCCCAGGAGAGGCAGCAGCCAUUGCCUCAACAUCUAUUAUGGUUCCUUUUGGAUUGAUUUUCAUUGUGUUUGCAGUCCACUUCUAUAGGUCACUGGUGAGCCACAAAACAGACAGGCAAUUUCAAGAAUUGAAUGAACUUGCUGAGUUUGCACGACUCCAGGAUCAGCUGGACCACAGAGGCGACACCUUGCCACCUCCUGGCAGCCAUUUUGCAUAAAACUAUAUUUUGUAUAAAAAUCCCAUUUUUUUUCUGCCUUUCUAUGUUGACUGCUCCCUGCAUGAACUAGCUGGACUCUUGAUUUAUUUUAAAGAGAGAUUUAUAAGUACUGUGCUAAUUUCUUACAGUAAAAAUAUACCAUGACAUCUUAGACAACUGACAUCUGAAGAGACUGAUGUUGGGGUAUGGCUGCACUGAGCAUGCAUCUCUCAUUCCUCCUCUUACCUUCUGGAUUGUUUCUUUUUAAUGUUGAAUGGUGAAUAUAUCAAUGAAUAAGAGGAAUUAAAUUUUAGGCCUCAGUAUAUGUUAGGGGUGGGAGGGAAGCCUUAUUUCUCUCUAUUUGAUGUUGGUCUUUGCUACGACGUAUUGCUUGUCCGAUACAUGUUGCAUGGCACAAUACAAAUUGCUUGGGACAUGUAGUAAUUAGCAUUUGGUUUCAGCGCUUGUGCUGUGAUCUCUAAAAGUCUGAUGAAAGGUAAAAUUGAGAGCUUUUCCACCUUCCCUUUUCCCAUUAGCUCCCCCAAUCAUGUUUUUCUGCCAAGUAAUUAUUACUUUACUAAUUUCUAUAGGGCCUUUUGCCAUGGCAGCUAUAAAUUCUUACUCUCCAGAUACCCAUGACCAGUCCUAUUACAAUGUGGUAUGAUCUGCAUCUGUAGGACUGUGGCCCUAACUUUACUCUUCUUUUGGGAAGAAAAUAUAGAAAAAAGCAUAUCUGCUUUAAUGUUCAUGGGAGCAGAUAUGUUAUCAGAAGUGAUAAAAUUGCCUGUUUUCAUUGAGGAAACAUUUUAAAAAUUAAAAAUAGAUGGAGAAACUACCACUGGAUUUUUUUUUUCUUCCUUGAAAACUUGCUAUUAAUGGCUUUUCUCUAGCAAUAACAUACACUGGUAUAGAUUUAACCACAGUAGAACUACUGCUGUGGUUCCAAACCAAUAUAGCAAAUAUUUUAUACUUUUUAAUAUAUUAAAUAUAUUUUUUAAUAAAUUCUCAGAUACAAAUGAUAACAGGCGCUUUGUCUGUGUGGGAAUUCCAAGUAAUUAGCUGCACUUUGAUCUUGUUUGGUAGAAAAAUCUUCUGCUUCCUCAAAUAUUGUAUUUAAGAUAUUAAAAUCUUAAUUACACUUGAUUUUUGCUUCCAAUGUUGUGGAAGACCACUUAUUGCCAUAUAGACUUAUUUAUGAAAACAAAUGAUUUUUAUUUUAAGAAGUAGUAUUGCUUCUUAAUUGUAAGACGUGCAUCUUUUAUUGAAUGAAGCUGCUGUUUUAGCCUCAAGCUACUGUGUCAAAUUCGAACUUCUUCCUCAAGCAAAAACUGACACUUGACAAGGAUUAUAGGAUUUGGCUUCAACUCCUUCAGAAUUUGUGUGACUCUAGAUACAUUAAAAAGUGAAUUGUGGCUUUUGGGCAGGGCUUCUCCUGCCUUCACUGAAGGAUGGAAAUGGGUGGGUUAGUUGGUAAAAAUCUCUUUGAACCCAGAAACUACCAGUUUCUGAUAUGUUCAGCUCCCAUGGAACAGAACUGGGAUCUCAGCUCAUAGCUGCUAAAAUAGAAUGUAAUCCUGUAAUUUUGUGAUGGAGGUAACAAAUUCAGUCGUGGCCUAAUCGGAGCUAUGCCUCUUUGACUUCAAGUGAAGCUGUGCAUGCUUAUGCCUACAUUGAAUGUAGUCAAUUAUACCCGGCCUCUUUACCAGAUGAAUUCAACAUGCUUUACAUAUGAAGGUCCUAAUUUUGCAAACACUGGCUCCUGAGGGUAGUACUUACUAUCAUGAGUAGGCCCACUUGCAUCAAUGCAACUGACUUAUUAGCGCAAGCACUAUACCCAGUAAGAUGUGUUGACAAGACCGGACCCAAAGUGCAGUUUAUAUUCUGAAAAAUUACUUUAAAAAUUGUAUCCAAGUGCUGUGGCUAUAUCUGAGUGACAUUUUUGCUCCUAUUGUGCUCUGUUCACAAGCAAAAAAUAAAUUGUGAGUUGCCAUCCCCCAAAACACCUGGGUAUGAAAGUCAAACAGAAAUUCUCUCUGGUUUUGACAUUACCAGUUGUAUUUUUGCCACUUAAAUAUAAUAGUUGAUGAGCAGAAUUCCACUCACUGUUCCACAACUGUUUGUUCCUGCAGUGCUAAUAGGAUUAAAUUAGUAAAAACUUUAGUAAACGGUAUUCUGAAAUAGUCAUGAAAAUUUACCAGCCUGAGCACAAAACCCAGUUGCCAAUCCUUUACUGAGUUGUUGACAAUGAUAAAUCUAAUUAUACCUUACUUAUCCUGGGAAAGUAGACUUUUAGAAAGCUGUGGUAAAGUAAGCAGCAUGGAGAAAAUAUCUUAGAGGACACUAUCAAGUUUAAAUAAAAUUACACUUUUUUGAAAGCUUUGUACCUUACAAUUUAUAACUCUUAAAAAUUACUAUAGAUGAAAGAGGAUAUAAAAUAAAUAAAUAACCCCACCCCCCACCCAAGGGGUGUGUGUAGAAGGUCACUUUCAUUGUUUCUCCUGGAUAGGUCACUUUUCCCCUAUUCUGUGAGUCUUUCACAAAGCAACAGCAGAGGAAAACGUUUAAAAAUAGAAAAUAUGGGUUUGUAAAAGUACAAGGUAAACAGGGCACCUUAUUAAUUUUUUUUUAAGCUGUUUGGAUUCCUUUUAAAUUAGAGCUAUUUCUAGUCAUUUUUCUGACCAUAAGUGCACUUUAAGCCUUUAGGCACAGCUCAUGUAUGUAUUUCCCCCAUUCUUCAACUGGGGAAAUGGGCACAAAAGAUGUGCCUUGUGCAAAAUCACAUAUUAACUGUGUGGCAGAGGCACAAAUAAAGACCAGAACUCAUGAUGUCAAGUCUGUUCUCUAACCAGUAGAGUGCACUCAAUUUUAUUUUGAUCCCUUGUUAUACUAAUGGUAUUAAUCAUUUACUUUAAACAGUUUAAACAUCAGUUACUGUAUAUAUUCUAUUUAGAUUUAAAAUUGAAAUAAAUUAUGCUUAUAAUUUGUCUUGCCACCAAGACAUCUGACAAA